AUGUAUGAGCUAGGUUUCACGUUAGGCUAUUGCCUUAUUAGGUACACAUAUUUCAAAGCAUAUGUAAGUGAAACUGCUGAGAAUCAGAAGCAAGUUCGUAAAUUACGUCGUAAAGAAAAUACAAUGGCUGAUGUGAUAGCAUCGCAAGGUAAGAGGAUAGCGAAUAGUGAUGGUUUGUUGAAGCGCCUGCGUACGGAGUUAGCGGCAUAUGAAUCAGGGACGAAGCAAGCUGUGUUUAGGGACAGGCGUGAUAGGCACCGUGCCGCCUGUCAUAAGCUGAAGCAGCGUAUGAUCAAUGGAGUUAAUCUGGACUCUAAUCUGUUAGCAGUAUUAGUAAGCGCUUCAGACAGUACCUUAGAAUGGCUUGACAAAGCUCAUAAGAAAGGUGAAAAAAUUCUACGCAUGGCAGCUCUAUGUAGAAAAUUCGAGACGCAACGAGAAAAGAUUCUUCCUUACGGAACGGAGCGACCUCAUUCCCCGACACAAACAGUUCGCAAGCAACAUUCAGAUGAUUCACUGGUGAUAAAUGCUAUUUCUACUACAUGCGGCAUGACGAGAAUGUGGCAGCGCGUAGCCAAAGCUGAAAUGACUAAACGGGCCUUAAUGCGCGAGAGAGAAUUAUUGCUACAGGAGAACCACAUGAUUGAGAACAAAUUGAAGAGUCUUAAGACACAGAAUAUUGAACCGAAGACAAGUGAAUGUCUUUGUAAUAAAAAUAAACAGAAAAAGGAAGUGUUUCAUCCAAAUGCGGUUGAAGGAGCGUUGGAAGCGAUUAAAAUAAUGAAAUUUAAUGCCCAAUAUAAAUGAUUAUAUUUUUAUUGAAUAAAUCUGCCGUUAACAAUG
Messenger RNA from Cydia strobilella, 843 nucleotides. Its product is annotated as dynein regulatory complex subunit 2-like. Lineage: Eukaryota; Metazoa; Arthropoda; Insecta; Lepidoptera; Tortricidae. The transcript is spliced from 2 exons. Bases 1 to 807 code for a protein of 268 amino acids. The record is from RefSeq and is a predicted model, not a curated record.